This is a messenger RNA of Meloidogyne enterolobii, 6259 nucleotides long. The record is from the annotation of a GenBank genome assembly. NCBI's taxonomy places the organism in Eukaryota, Metazoa, Nematoda, Chromadorea, Rhabditida, Meloidogynidae.
AUGCCAAUCACUCGAUUUUAUGAAGGAGAAAAUAGUUGGAAUAUGGUCUCUGAAAGUGGAGAAAUGGAAGAUGGAAAAUUGACUGAUAUAAGCGAAGCAAAUUUAAUUGAAGUGCUUGCUCAAUUUACUGUGAGGCCAUUACUUGGCAUUGCUUUUCGAUAUUUUACUUUAAUACAUAAAGGUAUUCGACUCCAAAUUCUUUGUUCUCUGGUUUCUUUUGUUGGAACUCUUAUUAAAAUUCUUGAUGAUGGUCUUAACACUUAUUGUGCAAUGCCUGGAUUUUCUAAAAGAAUUGCUGAUAUUAUUAGCAAAGUUAUUGUUUGUUUUUGCACAUAUUGGCGUUUAAUUCGGACAGAUUUAGAAGAUACUGAAAGACGUUUAAUGCAAAAUGAAGUGAAUAGAGUUAUGCUACAGUCGAUAUUUUAUCUUACUUCAAAGAAUAACGCGGCAAUUCGUCAAUUUCUCGUUAAUCUUCCAUAUGACACUAUAACUGAAAAUUGUCGUCUUCGUUGUCAAUUAUUACUUCGUGAAUUGCCAAAUAAAAAUUCUACAACAGUUUCUUCUCUUUAUUUAAUUCCUGAUUGUCAAUUACUUAAUACAUUAAAAUCUUGUUCCCCAUUAGUUGAUCAAUUGGGUAGUGGCACAAAUUUGCGAGAAAGUGAUGAUAUUACUUAUACUGUACAAGCUUUGGCAUCAAUUGUUUCUCAUUCUGAACAAGAUGUUUUGCAUUUUGUUACUGAAUUAAUUGAUAUUUGUUUUCUUAAUGAAAAUACACGACAAAGUUUAUAUAAGGUUGGGUCUGAAGCAAUGGCCAUUUUGCUUGAAAGAAAUCCAAAUUUGCUCAGUCCUAUAUUGAGAUAUAUUGAUCGUUAUGUGGACCAUUUAGAUGAUUAUACCGUUAAUAUUCUCAAAAAUGUUCCUUUAAAUAAAUGUGUUCUUUGUUGUGAAGAUGUCACUGACCGACUUGGUAAAUGGCUUAUUCAGAGACCAGUUAAUCAUCCAGCAUCCGCUAUUGCGAGGUUAGUUUUCUCUUCAAUGAAUUGGUCAUCAACAUUUGCUGAUGUUUCGAUCCCGAUAGAAGUCCAUAAUAUCUGUGCUGAAACAUUAGUUAAAGCACAUUUUGUUCAUUGUAAACAACGAAAUAGUCUUAUUUCUAAGCCUCUUAACAAAAUUUCUCGUUUGGCAACCAAAUGUCCAGAUCUUGAACAAAUGUUUGAUAGAUUCUGUUGGGAUAUUUUAAUCAAACUUAAAAUAUCAGAAAAUUUGAAUGCACCUUCUUCUCCAAACGAUCUCACGGCAUUUUUUGUUUAUUGCAUACAAAAAUGCCUUUCUUGCCCAAAUGAAUUUGUGUUGACUGGGAUUAGUUACUUUUUGGAAUUAGUUAAUUCUUCAUGUCAUUAUGCGGCUUUAGUUAUUUUGGUACGUGCAGUAGCUACAUUUUCGUCACGUAUUCAUUUACUUACGGGAAAUUUGAUAUUUUGUGAAUGUUUUGAACGCCUUUUGCAUGCCGACGACACAUCGUAUGCUUAUAAUGCUUUACAGAUCUUUACUGGUGGUGAUAAAUUUCCUGGUCCUGUAAUAACUUUUCUCUCUUCGGCAAUCAUUUAUCAAAUAUAUACUUCUAACAUUCAAAUUGAGCAAAGGAGGGAAUUAACACUAACUUGGCUUCAAUUGUUAACAUGUCAAAAACCAAACUAUAAAUGGAAUGAUGAUAAAAAUAUUCUUUUCUUAAUUGGAUGUUUAACAGAAUGUGCAUUUUUCUUUGACCAUAAUGAACUUUUUGGAACAAUUGAGCUGGUGCAAAAAUUAUAUAAAAUACAAAAUCAGCAAUGGAAGAAGUCUUCUUCUGGUCCUUUCUCUUGGUUUUCAUCAAAUAUUCGCCCUCAACUUAUUAGCUCAAAUCUUUUUUCUGUCUCAAAAUGGGCAACUUAUUUAUUACUUUGUGCUGAGCAACAAGAAUUUUCUGAAUUUUUUGCUCAGUUCUACGAAUCAUUUCCAAAAUAUUCUAAUCGUUCUCUCGAAGAUGUUGUGAAGAAAGCUUCUUCAAAAUCUGGAAUUAAUUUUACUGUAGAUAAUUUACCUUAUUUUCGUUGGCUUCAGUUGUGUAUCGAAUCCAGUGAUUCCACAAAAGACUUCAAACAUCCUGUUUUUACUUUAGCACUUCAACAAUUGGCUAUUAAUUUAUUCCAACGAAGGAAAUCUGGAAUGACCAUUUUCUGUCCGGGUUUGCAAUUUUACAAAUGCAAGCAAAGUGAAAAAUUAUUUGAUGAAUUUCGUAAAAAUGUUUUGCAAAAUUCUUCUAAUGGACAUAAAAAUAGCAAUUCAAGUAGUAAUGUCAGUGAUGAUAGAAUUAAUCCUUCAACUGCUCCAAUUCAAACAAAUGCUUUAUUAAGAGCUUUUGAUUUGUGGAUAAGUUCUGAGCGUUGUUUUGAGGCUUCACUACCAAUUAGUAGUUAUUGUGAUUUGCCUAUGGAUUAUUUACUUCAAUUAAUUAUUUCUGGCAAUAUGCAAAUUUGGGAAGAGUUUAUUGAUCAAACACAACAUGGAAAGUCUCUUCAGCAACGAGCAAACCUUUUUGUCAAAUUAUGUCAUUUAUCAAAUGGUUCUAACGCUUCUUUUAAACAAUUCAAUAAAGAAUAUAAAAAUUUGACUGAAUUCUUCGCUUCAUUUGAAUUAAACGUCGAAAAUAUAGAUAAUGUAAAGCCAAAACCUGUAUUGAUUAUUGAUACAAAAUUGCCAAUUCCUGACAAAAUUUUUGAUUUUAUUCAAAACAAAUCAACUUUCGGAUUUAAAUCUUUUAAUCCUUUUACAAGCUUUUCCGAUCCUUCAUCUGAUACAGUUCAGCGUUUUAUUUCACGCAUGGAAGAAUUAAAUAUUGCUGCCAAAUCAUUUUUGGAUAUAAAAGAUUUUGUUGAUAAAUCAAAUUUAACUUAUAUUGAACUUUUUAAACAAUUAUAUAAGCAAUUUGAAAGGAAAUUACAAAUUACUCUUCGAUGUGGAAAUAUAUUACAAGUAACUAAUUGUCCAAGACCUGGAAUACAUGAACAAUUGGUAAAACCUUUUGAAUAUCAACAAGAAAUUGCCGACAAAAUGAAUGACAAUAGACAAAAACGAGAAUUUGAGACAGCAAAAAUACUUUCUAGAGCAAAUCAUUUGGCAUUAAUAUCUGCUCGUCUUGAAUAUCUUUGCACAGAUCUACGAAAGUAUUUUUAUUCGUGUUCUACCUUGCCUAAUUUAUCUUCAAACUUUUCGGAUAAUGAUAGGCAGCAGUUUUUGCAAAUGGGCCUACGUCUAUUCUAUGGGAUUUGUUCAAAUGUUCAAGGAGAUCAACUUUUAUUUCCAACAGGAAUGGAUGUUUUGUCUGCUUGUCUGAAAAACCUUGGAUCUACUUUUAUUGCAAAUAGGCCUGAAGAGCAAAUGAAUUUAAUGGCUGUCGUUCUUGCAGGAAAUCCUCUUAAUCAUCUAUUGGUAGAACAUUUUACUCCACAUUGUGUCCAACCUCCAGAUUUACUUGCCAAACUUUAUUCUAAUUUAUCUUUGGCUGUUCGACAACCUAACACUUCAAAAGCUGCACUUUCUUUGCUCCGUCGUUUAGACAUUGAACAUGCUGGAAGACAGCUGCCAAGCAAUCAAUUUCAGUCAUUAAUUCCCGUUAUGUUCGAAAAUUUGGUUGCAGCAACAAUUAGUCGAAGUUCAAACGAUGAAUCUCUACAAGAGCUUUGUUUAUCACAUUAUUUACAUACGUUAGUUAAAUUUAAAAAGAUUACCGAUUUUUCUGUAAAUUUUAGUAUGUUUCAUCAUUUUCCAUUUAAUUUCACAAAUGGACUUCGUCUGGCUUUGAGUGGCUGUGAUAAACAUUAUAUUCCUGUGUCUCUUUUUGAUAAUAUUUCGAAACAUUUAGAUAUCGACUCAAUAUUAUCAAAAGAUUAUUCUUUAUUAAAUCAACAAAAUUCGAAGAAUGUGAAUUCAGAGUUUUUAGAAUUAGAUGCUGAAAAGGCUUUGGAAUGUAUUAACGUAAUUGAAGGUCAAUUAAUUUCCUCAAGAAGAGAAUUAACCACAAGUCUUUUUACUGUGUGGUCGCCUUAUCUAGAACAUAUUUGUAAAUUGUCUGAGUUUUUUCUUCGUUCAUAUGUUCGAUUUUCUUUUCGUGCUGAUGCUCCUGCUGGAAUUAUGGAGAAAGAAUUGGAUAAAGUUUUUCAUAUUUCUCUAAAAUGUUGGUCAUCAUUACUUGAACCUAUUCCAAUUUCAAACUUGCCACCUUGGAAUAACAACGACACUUUAAUUGCUUCAAAAAUAAUUGAACAAUUUAUUCAUUUUCUUCUUUGGCUUCCUCAUUCUCUUUAUAUUCCACCAGAUCGUGAAUGUCCAGAAUCUCUCUUUUGGAAUUAUUUUACUUCGAAACUUGUCAAUGAACAAUUUAGAAAUGUAAGAAGUAGUGGAGCUCAAAAUGCUAACUUACUCUAUAUUUAUUCUGUUUAUGAAAGUAAAUUAAUUGCAUUAAAUUGGAGCCGGUUUUGGCCAACUUUGCUCGAUUUUGGUACUUUUGAUCAAUUAUUAGAUUAUUCUGAUAAAUUAACUGAAUCCUCUUCUUGUAAUAAUUAUAUUACAUCUUUAAUUGUUGAAAUAUUUGUUCGGUUACCUUGGCCUGGUCUUGUAGAACAAUAUUUGUGUGGAUAUCAUCCAUUGGAUGCAACUCGAACAUUUCAUUCUUUAUUGCUUUCAAUAAUUGUUAAAUGUAUUGUGAAAAGGACAAAUUAUAAACGCUCUCGUGCUACAAUGUGCAACAAAAUUAAAUUUCUUAGUGAUAAUUGUCAAUGGGUUUACGUGAAGUCUGAAGCAAUUGAAAAGGUCGGAACGUUUCUAUCUACUACUUUUCCAAAUUCAGAAGACUGGUUUACUGGAAAUAAUUCUUUAGAUGAGGCUCAACAAUAUUUUUUAGAAAUUUGGCGACAAGUUUGUCAUGUUUCUACGAUUCCGGCAAUUUACAUUCGAACUCAAUUGACCCUCCUUCUUCGACUUUCUUCAAAUACAAUUGAAUCGGACCAGAAGUUAAAAUAUUAUUCUGAACUUUUGGAUAAAGCCAAUUUUCUUGUAGUUUCUGCAGAUAACAAAUUAGAAUAUCAGGAUUUUGUUUGUGAAUUUAUUAAAAUUUGGGCUGAAUAUUUUAAUCAGCAUCGAGGCAAUAUACAAGAGAAAAAGUGCCUUACAUUUAUUGAACAUUUAUAUUCUAAACUUACUGAAUGGAUAGAAGCACAUCCUGACUCUCCUCUUAUACUUCUCUUUGCUAAUAUUUCAAAAAAUUUUGAGAAAAUUCCUAAUGAGUUAGACGAUCAAUUUAGUCUCGGAAUUGCUGAAAGUUGUAUAAAUGCUUAUUUUAAAAGAAAUAAUAGUAUCAUUUCUCAUAAUUGGAAUGAAAUUUCUAAAUGGGUUCAAUUGUCGAAACAUCAGAUUGAUCAACUAUUUAUUGUUCCAAAUCCACGUUUUCUUGUUCUCUACGCAUAUUUAGAACAGAACAAGUUUAAGACUGAGGAAACUGCGCUAUUGUCAAGAUUAAAACGGCUUUCUCAUUUUCUUUUGAAUAUUAAACCAAAAUUUGUAACCAAAUCCGAGCCUUCUUUUAUUCUUUGUGUCAGAGAAUGGCAAAGAAUUUGUAUUAGUCUAUUUACACUUCCAAAUCCUUCUCUAGUGUUAUUCUACAAUUAUUUUGAUGAAUAUAUUAGCUGGCUUCAUCGAGUUUAUACAGAGGAGAGUGUUAGUGGGGGAAUUCUUUCACUUGUUACAAAUAGAUUAGCACGUCGACAAUUAUUUUCUACAAGACUAAAAUUAAUUACAAAUAUUAUUCAUUUGUUCAUUUCUCAAAACUUAACAUCUUCCAAGCAAUUACCGAGAAUUCAACGUGGCCAGCAUGUUUUCAAUAAUAAAUUAAUUUCUUUCCGAGAAUUACAAAACAACAAAUUUUAUUCAGAAUUUAAUUUUGUUUUUGGAGAAGCUGAACAAUAUUUUAUUAAUUCCUCCAAUUUUUGCCUUACCGAUGCAGAUUCGUUAUAUCAACUUCUUAUUGAAAAGCUUUAUCCAGAAGAGAAUUGCCUUAAAAAAUAAAUUUUUAUAAAAAACUUUAUUUAAUCUUCAAUCUUUUUAUGUACUUUUCUUUAAAAAAAUUCCUUUCUUUUUUAAAAAAAACGAAGUAUUUAUUGCACACAUUUGCUCAUUAUUUUUUUCACUUUAAAUCAUUCCUGUCUUUUACUUUACUUAAAAAUUA